CGGCGCGCCAUACGAACGACGACUUUUCGCGCACUACGAGUCGGCAACGAAAGCCCUGAGGAAGACACGACUCGUUGGCCAACGACGGAAGUUCGACGAGCCACAAAUUACAAAAAACGUGAGAAGAUCUAUCGACAGAGGUGGAGUGGACAUCCCUUCUGAUAACGGGAUUAUUAAUUGAAUAUCGAAACGAUUUGAAGGUGAAGAGAUAAUCAUGUCGUCGUCAGCGGUUGCGAAGGCUUCAAAGUACACUUAUCGUAGCACUGGAGGUGCUGGAUCGGCUGAUGUCAGCAUCGAGUACAGUGCAGAUCUCAGUGCACUCACCAGACUCGAGGACAAAAUCCGUCUUCUUCAGGAAGACUUGGAGUCUGAGAGGGAAUUGCGUCAGAGGGUGAAGGGGAGAGAGCGACUAGGUCGAAAUGUCCAGCUCAGGCGUCUGAAUGACGAAAUUAAUGAUUUCCAAAAUGAAAAUUAGUUCGAGAUAAAUAAGAAAAGGGACACGGAGUUGCUGAAACUCCGUAAACUCCUGGAGGAUGUUCACCUCGAGAGUGAGGAAACGGCUCAUCACCUCCGCAAGAAGCACCAGGAGGUUGUUAUCGAUUUCCAAGAUCAGAUCGAUCAACUCUCGAAAGCUCGUGCCAGAGUUGACAAGGAGAAAGCCAAGUUCCAGCAGGAGGUGUACGAACUGUUGGCGCAGCUGGAGAACUCCAACAAGGAGAAGACACUUGUCAUAAAAACUGUUGAAAAAUUGGAGAUCCACGUGUCGGAAUUGAACAUCAAGAUUGAGGAGCUGAAUCGAACGAUUGUCGAUAUAACCAGCCACAAGACACGUCUGUCCCAGGAGAACAUUGAACUUGUUCGUGAAGUUCAAGAUUUGAAGGUUAACAUCGAGAGUAUUCAGUACACGAAGACCCAGCUUGCCAGCCAGCUAGAAGAUGCUCGUCGUCGUCUGGAGGAUGAGGAUCGACGUCGAUCACUCAUCGAGGCAUCUCUCCACAGCGUUGAAACAGAGCUCGAAUCAGUCCGUGUGCAAUUGGAAGAGGAAUCCGAGGCUCGUUUGGAUCUCGAGCGUCAAUUGGUCAAGGCCAAUGGCGAAGUCUCCAUUUGGAGAUCCAAGUAUGAGACUGAGGCGAACGCCAGAGCCGAGGAAGUCGAGGAGCUCAGGCGCAAGUACUCAGCACGAAUUCAAGAACAAGAGGAACAAAUCGAGACACUUCUCGUUAAAAUCAACAACUUGGAGAAGCAGAAGUCGCGUCUGCAAUCCGAAGUCGAAGUUCUCAUCAUCGAUCUCGAGAAGGCGAAUGGAACCGCCCGGGAGCUCCAGAAACGCGUUGAACACCUGGAGAAGGUCAACAUCGAGCUGAAAUCUCGUCUGGAAGAGACAGUCACCCUCUACGAGCAGAGCCAGCGUGAUCUUCGUAAUAAACAGCAGGAGCUGAUGCGCUGCAAUGCCGAACUCGAGAAGACACGGGACCUGAAGGAACAACUCGCACGUGAGAACAAGAAACUUGGAGAUGAUUUGGCUGACGCCAAGAAUCAACUGUCGGACAUGAACCGUAGACUUCAUGAGUUGGAACUCGAACUCCGUCGUCUGGAGAACGAACGUGAAGAGUUGGCAGCUGCUUACAAAGAAGCUGAGGCCGGUCGCAAGGUCGAGGAACAGCGAGCUCAGAGGCUUUCAGCAGAGCUGAGCAAUUUCCGUCAUGAGGCUGAACGUCGACUUGCCGAAAAGGACGAAGAGAUCGAGGCCAUUCGCAAGCAAACGAGCAUUGAGAUUGAACAGCUGAAUGCUCGAGUCGUUGAAGCCGAAACGAAACUCAAGACCGAGGUCCAGCGAAUCAAGAAGAAGCUCCAGAUUCAAAUCACCGAGCUUGAGCUUUCCCUCGAUGUUGCCAACAAGAACAAUCUCGAUCUGCAGAAGACCAUCAAGAAGCAGUCGCUCACUUUGACCGAACUUCAAGCUCAUUACGACGAAGUUCAGCGUCAAUUGCAGGUAACACUCGAUCAACUGGGCAUCAGCCAACGCCGUCUUCAAUCAUUGACUGCCGAAAUCGAAGAAAUCCGUGGCAAUUACGAAUCUGCACUUCGGGCGAAGAGAUGUGUCGAGCAGCAGUACGAAGAAUCGGUGAGCCGUAUCAACGAAUUGACAACAAUAAAUGUCAAUCUUGCAUCAUCAAAGUCAAAGGUUGAGCAGGAGCUUGCUGCGGUUGCUGGUGACUACGAGGAAGUUACCAAAGAAUUGAGAGUCAGUGAUGAGAGAUAUCAGCGUGUACAGACUGAGCUCAAGCACACUGUUGAGAUUCUACACGAGGAGCAAGAGCGCAUCGUCAAGAUCGAGUCCAUCAAGAAGUCACUCGAGAUUGAAGUGAAGAAUUUGUCUGUACGUCUUGAGGAAGUUGAAGCUAAUGCCAUUGUUGGAGGGAAACGUAUCAUCAGUAAACUUGAAGCAAGGAUUCGUGAUCUGGAGCUUGAGCUUGAUGAGGAGAAACGCAGACACGCCGAAACUGUGAAGAUCCUUCGCAAGAAGGAGCGCAAUAUCAAGGAAGUUAUGAUUCAAGUUGAGGAGGACUCGAAAUCAAUUUCUCUACUUCAGGAGAGUCUUGAUAAAGCAUGCCAGAAGGUCAAUCUGUAUAAGAGACAGAUGCAGGAGCAGGAGGGUAUGUCUCAGCAGAGUGUAACGAGAGUACGCAGAUUCCAGAGGGAGCUUGAAGCAGCUGAGGAUCGUGCUGACACUGCUGAGAGCAAUUUGUCCCUGAUCCGGGCUAAACACCGCAGCUUUGUCACAACAUCAACUGUGCCAGGAUCCCAGGUAUACCUUGUCCAGGAGACGAGGACUCAAGAAACACUUUAAAAACAUUUAUCACAAAAAUGCUCCUUGUUAAAUGCCUCAUCGUCAUUUUAUCAUCAUUUUUUUUUCUCUCUUGAUUUCUUGAUAAAAUCUUGUGUCAACUUCUCUCGUUUAUUCUAUUAUUUAUUUUUUAUUCGAGAGUUGUGAGAGUAUCAGUAAGAAAAGAGGCGCGAUCUUGUCCAUCAUUGAUUAAAUAUGAAACAAUAUAAAUUAUUACACAGAAUAAAACAAAAUAUAUAUUGCGAGGCAAUGAAA
Fopius arisanus is the source of this 3103-nucleotide messenger RNA. RefSeq names its product Paramyosin (gene Prm). The record is from RefSeq and is a predicted model, not a curated record. Gene Ontology annotation, cellular component: cytoplasm; myosin II complex; myosin filament. Gene Ontology annotation, molecular function: microfilament motor activity; actin filament binding. Lineage: Eukaryota; Metazoa; Arthropoda; Insecta; Hymenoptera; Braconidae. The transcript is spliced from 14 exons.